Molecule: messenger RNA, 3207 nt
Organism: Talaromyces amestolkiae
Lineage: Eukaryota; Fungi; Ascomycota; Eurotiomycetes; Eurotiales; Trichocomaceae
Exons: 9
Coding region: 1-3207 (1068 amino acids)
Source: RefSeq, a predicted model, not a curated record
AUGACGAUCCGAGAUUCUCCAUCCACCCGCGAUGGCAAAAAGCUAGCAGAUACAUGUGCAUCUGUCUCAAAUCCGGCUUACAGACAGUUCGAAAGUCUCGAACCGGAUAUCGUCUUCACUGGCACUGUCCCCACGCAUUGGGCUAUGAUGUACGUUGACAGAUCUGGAAAUGUCAGAGAAAUGUCAAAUCUACCUACUCCUGUUUUUGAUUCCCGUGCGCGAAACGCAUUUGCAUACGCUCAAGGUCUUUUGCCAAAUGGGCAAAACUCUUUGCCUUCUCCGCAUACAGCCUACCGUCCCGGCCACAGGGGCCAUUCUUCACGGGCAGGACGAUCGAAGCGACGAAGAACUGGAUUCCGCGAGGAGCCUCUUACUGUUGAGGUUGUUGAAGCUUUUGAAGAUCCAGAAGAUCAGAUCCCUCUAGAAAUAGGGGAUACGAAGAAAGUCACCGCCUUUUAUACAAUGGCUUUCAAACGACUGCAGCAGAUCAAUUGCCGUCUAUUGGCUAAAAACAUGAUCAAAAUCAUCGAGCCUCGUAAGCAGGUCAAACACCCAUACAACGGUGGAAGAAAACCGGGCGGAGCACCUGGUGAAAAGGGAGAUCCCGAAGACACAAAACCUGACUGGUGGCCUCGCGAUGUCAUACAUAAGGAGCCUGACCAUAUCAAGAAAGAAUAUCGUGUAAAGCUUCUCGUUCAUCUCGUUCAAAACCUUCUCCCGAUGGGAAUAACAGCAGAUUGUCUCGAGGAAGCUGUCGGUGACACCAGGAGACAUCUCGUACCUGAAGAUAAAGCCCCAGAAAAAGCAGCGAUAUUAGAAGAGAUCAUCCGUGUAAGAAGGAUUGAGGAACGGUAUCUAAGGAAUGAGAUUGAUGGAACCACACAAGUUUACGUUACCGACCACGACGGAGCUAGGAGAGGAGAAGAUGAAUCCGAUGAUGAUUCGGAUCCUAAAGUAAUCACGCCUCCUCAGAGUGUCACUUCCUCGCCACAGAUGCAGCAGCUCGAAGCUUCUCAGAGUCCUCUAGAAGUGACCAGUAUACCCCAGCACGUAUCGCCACUGGAAACUACAUCGGGCUUUCAAAUGCCUCCCGAUCUAAGCUUUGCGAACCCGGGACAGCGCACACCAGAAUAUAUAUCUACGCAGCCAGAGUUUCAUCGCAACUUGGCUCAUACACCACUAGCAGGCCCGCUGCUGACUCCCACCCACAACCAAUUCAUGGAUCAUUCACAAUUCGCAGAGACAAGUCCGACAAACCAUCUACACGCUGUUGGCCCAACUCAUGCACAAGCAGAUCCUUCUGCACCAUUUACCGGUUGGUCUCCCGCGUUUCAGCAAAACAUGUUUUCGCCAGUCGAUUACACUAAUGGAGCUGGUCGUCAAAUUCCACAUAUGUCUCCUAUUGCUAUCAAAUACACCGAACUCUAUUCGGAUUGGAUCGUCAUGUUUCAUCAAUGGCAGCAGCAUGACCCUGAGCAACGCCCCCGUGUGGCGAGGACGCGAACGGGGUGCCUGACAUGCGGAGAAAAGUCCGCUGCAACGAAGUCCACCCCAGAUGUGGACAUUGCUCACGACUACACCUCUCAUGUAGUUGGCCACCGGAUUGUUCUUUCGUUGUGCCAGACGCAGCCAGAUCAACAACAGCAAAUCAUUCCGGAAGCAGAUUUCAAUGAGAUCUUCAACUAUGCGAGCUUCCUCUGGGAUAAUGAUUCCCCCACGAUUUCCUUUCCCACGGGCUCAUCGCCCUUGGACAGCUUGAGUACUCCGCAUGAUCAACUGCAACUAUCCAUGCCUCUAGCUGUGUCGGAGACCAUUAAAAGAACCGCUUCGACAGUCGUCCCACCUUUGUUCAUGAGUGACAGAUGGAUUGGUGAUAAUGGCAACUUCGUACCUGCCGGCUCUAGUGUCGAUGUCAGCGAGUCCGAAUUGUCGGACUAUUUCGCUCGGUCUACUGCUCCACCUAUUCUGGCUCCACUAGAGACAAGCUCUCGAUGGUCGCGGAUGCGGAAGAUGUUGAUAUAUAUGUGCAAAAAAUCAGAAAUGGUCAAGAAUGCUGUCAUGGCUUUUGCUGCCUUGCAAUUCGAGUCUCCGCGCUCAGGCAGCCGAACCAUACAUACUCAAUACUAUAAUAUAUCACGAGAUAUGCUCACUCGAGUUCUUACCGAGGUCUCUACGGAUCAGAAACGUCUUAUGGUCGAACUGAGACAUAUACUGGCUACCGUAUUUCUGUUGACUUACAUUGAUCUUUUGGAUGAUGAUGUGUUCAAGGCACAUGGUAACUUACGAGAUGCCUUUCAUGUGAUUCAACGGGUCCGGAUUGAAAAUCUUAGCCUAACAGAAAAAUGUCUAGUAUCCUGGUUGCGGCUCCUCGAUGGCCGCGCCGUGAGUGCUGGAGGAGAGGGCCUCUUUCUGGACGAAGAUGAUCAUAAUAUACCACCUGACAUGGAAUCGCCUCCUGACACCGUUGAAGGUGGUCUAGAAAACGCGGAGACUAUACUAGAGGACGUUCUCACGCGCCCGGCUUCGUCCUUCUUCCAAAAAGUGCAAUCCUUCAUGGGUCGCAUUUCACGAAUCGACCCUUGGCACCGCUCGCGCGGCACUGUGGACGACGAGACUGAGGUCAUGAUUAUUGCUCAAAAGAUUAGCAAGGAUAUCAAGGCCCUUUGGCACCAACGACCGUCACUCAUGGACCAUGCCGUUGCAUGCAAAUUAGUGCCGCCAUUACUUUCUCCAUCGUUAGCAAACACAUUAUCGAGAGCGCUGAUGGUAUGCUACGCCAAUUAUCAUGCUUCUUUUGUGCAUCUGCAUCGAGUCGCGUAUAAGAAUCUUCCACGAACACCGGACGUCGAAACAGCCCUCUGCGCCAUUCAGGAAGUCACAGAGAACCUGAUGCGCACACCACACAGUAUCCAGGACAUGGCGACCACGAACACAAUCGAGCCCGUUUCGGAACUUACUUCAAGCAGUCCCCCCUUACCAAUUAACAUGCUCUGGCCUCUCUUGAUGCUCGGCGUGGAAUCAGACGAUGUGCACCAACGGGCAUGGGUCGUCGCAGCAAUGAAGAGCAUGGAAAGCAUCGUUUCCAAUGCUGGGAUUACGGCCGAUGUGCUGGAGGAAGUGAUCAGACGACAGGAUGAGGCGGGGCAGAGGAUGGACAUUCGGCAGGUUAUGCAUGACACUUUUACGAGGGCUUUUGCUAUUGUCUAA